AUGGCGGUGGUCGAGAACAACGUAGUGCAGAAUCGCUGCAUUCUGGACAAUAUCGUGACAAAACGGUUUACAAGGAAGCAAAUCACAAUCAGCAACACGAUUCUAGGCAGUCGAGUGUCGGUUGCGCAAGCCAAGGCGCAAAAAACGCCAUUUGCUUCGAUGGCUGAAAUGUGUAAAGGCGCGAUCGUGUACGAAAACGGUCUCCCAUUUGUCAUCCACGACUUUCUUCAGCCGGCAGCUGAGUACACGCUGUUCUUGUACCUGGAUGGACAGCAGGAAACGGGCACCGGAACGCUGAUUCGUUUGGACUUGUCCCUGUUGCCAGCGAACAAAUUGCAAGGUCCUGUGAUCGUGUUUGAGAAUAAAGCCAGGAUGAUAGCUGCCACAAAUAAC
Molecule: messenger RNA, 393 nt
Organism: Amoebophrya sp. A25
Lineage: Eukaryota; Dinophyceae; Syndiniales; Amoebophryaceae
Source: the annotation of a GenBank genome assembly